This is a messenger RNA of Torulaspora globosa, 2019 nucleotides long. RefSeq names its product mitogen-activated protein kinase kinase kinase SSK1 (gene SSK1). The coding region runs from base 1 to 2019 and encodes 672 amino acids. NCBI's taxonomy places the organism in Eukaryota, Fungi, Ascomycota, Saccharomycetes, Saccharomycetales, Saccharomycetaceae. Gene Ontology annotation, biological process: phosphorelay signal transduction system. The transcript has a single exon. The record is from RefSeq and is a predicted model, not a curated record.
AUGAAUAAUAUCGACAAAAUGGAACGAAAAUCUCCGCGAGACGUCGGUAGAGCUACGACUUUGAAUUCUGCGUUGCCCUGGAAGGUUUGGUUACGAAUUGAGCAGUGGACCGAUGAGAUUAACGAACCUUUUGCCCUCCAUUUUAACGAACAAGAUACUAUAGAUGACUUGAAGACUAAGAUAUUCGAUAAAUUAAAUGGCUUGAGAUGGUCAAGAUUGAAUGAUAAUGCAUCUAUUGCUAUUGCGUAUUACGUGAGUAGGGAUUUUAUCGACGAACGAACUCCUCCAUUUCCAAGACCUCCCAGCAGCCCGGUUGAUGCUACGAGCAGCUUUAGCGGUCGAAAUAGGAGUUUCCAUUACCCGAAGCCCUUGGCGUUGGGAAUAUCGGAAGAUUUUUCUCGGCGAUGCUAUAGUGUCACGGCAAGCCCCAGUAGGUCCGCUUCGAACAGUCCUAAUCUGGUCAAGAUUUGGCAGCCCCCAUUGGUACGUUAUCGAUCAGCAUCACCCUAUGGGAGACUGGGCGGCACCAGUGUACCACAUCCACAAUCCACAAUGAAUGCGGCAAAGCGGGUACCAGGCGUUUUAAACAAAAGCUACGAGUUUCCGCCCGAGGAAAAGGACAAUGACUCCCCUGACAUGAAGAUUUCAUUCGAACCAGAUGAACUGAUAAUAACUGUCUACAGCAGCCUCUUUGGCCACAUCGGCUCGCAGCGAGCUUCCGAAGCCCUGUUCGUAGUCUGCAACGAAAGAGAACCUGCUUUAUCUGUUACGGCGCCACCACCCGCAUUGAGUGCCAUAAAUGCAUCUACAUAUGUCCCCACUAAUGAGGAAAUAGAUCGACAGCUCUCGGAUAUUCAGGCCUCAGGCAUGAAAGAAGGCCUGUUUCUCGAAACUGACCUACCUCAUGGUUCAACGAAUGACAAUGAAGAGAUUGAAGUACCAGCUCUGUUGGAUUCUACGACUCCCACCGACGAAGAGGGAGAAAUAGAGCGCGAAUUUAAGCUGAUCACAAACGAAGAACAGCUGAAGAAAGAAUCUCGUUGCUUGCAGGACACCGAGCAUGCCACAGACUCGCCUAAACCGGCUAUUCUCCUUCUUCCGAAGAACUAUACUGGAGGUGUCGACCUCAACGAGCUUGACUCAAAAUUCUCGUCUGAUUCAUCCUCCCCUGGCUCCACAGGCGGUAAUGACUGCGAGACUGGAAGGCAAAGCCAGCAGGCUAUUUCCACUUCUUCCUACGCUCCUUUAGAUGAAAAUGAAAUUGGGUUGAUUCAUCCAUUGCUUGAAAGUGAGCGGAAGAAAAAUACAAGCUCGUGUCCAAGCUCCCCACAACUGCCAGCGAAACCGACUACUAUUGUACCAAGUCUACGUUCUAAUACAUCUAUCACUUCACUCCAUGAGAACCAGUUACCGAACGGCUUCACUACGCCGACCAAUCAUGAAAUAUUUCCCAAAAUUAAUGUUCUCAUUGUUGAAGACAACGUUAUAAAUCAGGCAAUUCUACGAUCGUUUUUAAAAAAGCAUAAAAUAUCAUACAAGGUUGCCAAGAAUGGUCAAGAGGCUGUCGACAGGUGGAAAGAAGGAGGGAUAGAUUUGAUCUUUAUGGAUUUGCAGCUGCCCGUUUUCUCUGGAAUGGAUGCAGCGAAAAAGAUCAGAGAUUUGGAGAAACAGAAUAUCUCUAAACAGAACAAUUCAGUCAGAACUUCGAAUAACAAGGCUCCAGUUAUCAUUGUCGCCUUUACAGCAUCUAACUCUCUUGUUGACAAGAGAGAAGCUCUGUUGUCAGGUUGCAAUGAUUAUCUAACGAAGCCUGUCAAUUUGCACUGGCUUAGUAAGAAAAUCAAUGAAUGGGGUUGUAUGCAGGCCUUGAUAGACUUCGACGGCUGGAAGAAAGGGCAGAGCAGAAUGACCGACAGCGUUAUUAAGGCAUCUCCAAAGUUUCCUAAAGCAUCAGAAUUUAACUCUGGCCACAGUUCCUCGAGCCGAAGAAGCCGGAACACCAGCGAAACACGUCAAUAG